ACCUUAUUCAUUUAUUUAUAUAUACUCUUACAUCCAUCAAGAAGAAGACAACCCGCCACCCAUGUUGUAAGCCGCAACGGUUCAACCAAAAUGGGAGGGAAGAUUUCCCGCCAUUUAUCCUUCUCUCUCCCUCUAAAAUCCCCCUCCUUUCUCUCUCUACACUCCCUUUCCCUCUCUGCCUAAAACCCUAGCAAAAAGUCCCUGCCUUGAUUGAUUUCUCAUAAAAAUGGCAGAUACUCCAAAGAAAUCUAUUCAAUCCCCAAGUAAGAAACUCAAAAAACAAGCAACAUCUCCUUCUUCUGUUUCAGCCACUCCUCAGACCCCACGAACACUAGAUCCUCCUCGUCGAUUCUCUCCCCGUUUAUCACUCAAAGUUAAUGCCCCGCAAGAACCCAUUUCCCCAAUUGAAAAACCCACCAAAGAUUCACUCAAAACCCCACCAAAUAAAUUGGUCGAGGCCCCUCGAGAAUCUAGGAUUGAUUCGUCGAAAACCCGGAGAAAUUUGAGUAAAAAUGAAUUGAAAAGGACUCCAAGAGGCGAGAAAGACAAUGGGUGCUCAAAAACCCCGAAAUCAAAGUCUGAGGUGCUUGAGGUUGGUGUUGAAUUCUCUCCUGUUUCGCCGGAUCAAUCGGAGACAAAGAAAAGGAGAAGGGGUGAAGAGAAAGAGAAAGAGAAAGAGAAAGAGAGAAUGGUGAUAACGAGAGCGAUGACAUCGAAGAGUAAAACAGCAAAAACCGAUAAAAUGAGUGGAAAGAAGAGGGUUUAUUAUAAGAAAGUGGUGUAUGAUGAGGGUGAAUUUGAGGUUGGAGAUGAUGUGUAUGUGAAGAGGAGAGAGGAUGCUAGCUCAGACGAUGAGGUCCCAGAAUUGGAAGAGUGUCGAGUGUGUUUUAAGGCAGGGAAGGCAGUAAUGAUUGAGUGUGAUGAUUGUUUAGGUGGGUUUCAUUUGAAAUGCUUGAAACCUCCUUUAAAGAUAGUGCCUGAAGGAGAAUGGAUUUGUGGGUUUUGUGAGGCAAGGAAAUUGGGUAAAGAGGUUCAGUUACCAAGGCCACCUCCAGGGAAGAAACUGGCUCGAACGUUGAGGGAUAAACUUCUUUCUAGUGAUUUAUGGGCUGCCCAUAUAGAAAGUAUUUGGAAAGAGGCAGAUGGGAGCUAUUGGUUUCGGGGACGGUGGUAUACGAUACCUGAAGAAACUUCUGCUGGACGACAGCCUCACAAUCUGAGGAGAGAGCUUUAUCAGACAAAUGAUUUUGCUGAGAUUGAGAUGGAGUCUAUCAUUAGGCACUGCUUUGUCUUGAAUCCCAAGGAGUAUGCAAAGGCCCACGAUGAAGGAGAUGACAUUUUCAUGUGCGAAUAUGAAUAUGACAUACAUUGGCACAGUUUCAAGCGUUUAGCUGAUAUUGACAAUGGUGAUGAGGAAGGUGAAAAUUCUGACACUGAUGAAGAUUGGAAAUCUUCCAAGGAUGCUGAGUCUGAUACAGAUGAAGAUGUAGAAUAUGAAGAGGAAAAAGUUAUAAACUUACAAUCUAGAGCAUCCUCAGCUCAUGAGUUAGCUGCUAACUCACGAAAGGGGAAGUUCUUUGGACUUCAGAAAAUUGGGACAAAGAGAAUCCCAGAGCACGUGAGAUGCCACAAGCAGACUGAACUGGAGAAGGCAAAAGCAGCUCUUGUGUUGGCAAAAUUGCCAAAAUCUCUACCUUGCAGGAAUAAAGAGAUGGAGGAGAUUAGUGCAUUUGUAAAAGGUGCAAUCUGUGACAAUCAGUGUCUGGGUCGCUGCCUUUAUGUUCAUGGUGUUCCUGGAACUGGAAAGACAAUGAGCGUGCUUGCAGUAAUGAGGAACCUGAAGUCUGAAGUUGAUGCAGGAAGCAUAAGACCAUACUGUUUUGUGGAUGUUAAUGGUCUUAAGUUGGCAUCACCAGAGAAUAUUUACAGGGCUAUAUAUGAAGCGUUGACUGGACACAGAGUAAGUUGGAAAAAGGCUCUGCAUUUGCUAAAUGAGCGAUUUUCAGAUGGAAAGAGAACUGGUAAAGAAGAUGACCGGCCUUGUAUUCUACUCAUUGAUGAACUUGAUCUUCUUGUGACCAGAAAUCAGUCGGUUCUAUAUAAUAUUCUUGAUUGGCCAACUAAGCCACAUUCUAAAUUGAUUGUGAUAGGAAUAGCAAAUACUAUGGAUCUUCCAGAAAAGCUGCUUCCUCGUAUUUCAAGCCGUAUGGGUAUACAAAGGCUUUGUUUUGGUCCCUAUAAUUAUCAACAGCUUCAGGAAAUCAUUUCAAGUCGCCUUAAAGGAAUCAAUGCAUUUGAAAAGCAAGCUAUAGAAUUUGCUUCAAGGAAGGUAGCAGCUAUUUCAGGAGAUGCACGUCGUGCUCUAGAAAUUUGCAGGCGUGCAGCUGAAAUUGCAGAUUACCAAAUUAAGAAAUUGAGCUCCAAUCAUAAUCCAGCUCCAGAAGGAAAGGGCCUUGUCGGUAUGUCAGCAGUUGAAGCAGCCAUUCAGGAAAUGUUCCAGGCGCCUCAUAUUCAAGUAAUGAGAAGUUGUUCCAAACUAAGUAAAAUUUUCUUGGCAGCUAUGGUGUACGAGCUGUAUAAAACAGGGAUGGCUGAGACAUCCUUUGAAAAGUUGGCAAUGACUGUUUCAUGUAUUUGUACAAGCAAUGCAGAAGCAUUUCCUGGUUGGGACAUCCUCUUGAAACUUGGCUGCAUGCUAGGUGAAAGCAGGAUAAUUCUAUGUGAACCAGGAGCUAGACACAGUUUGCAGAAGUUGCAGCUCAAUUUUCCAAGUGAUGAUGUAGCUUUUGCAUUGAAAGACAGCAAGGAGAUACCCUGGUUGGCCAAGUAUUUAUGAUUUAAGGUCAUGAUAAUCACAUCCAGUUCUUUCUCAUUCAUUUAUAUGAACAAUUUUGACCUUUACAUCUCAAAUCUUAUUUACCAUCCAUACAAGAUAUAGACUUUCAACUUUCGCUGUCAAAGUAGAACUGUUUUUCGUUUUUUAUUUUCAACUUCGGCCAUGAAAAACUGUACUUUGUUCUGAGGCACUUCAUUUAUCUUUGACGGCAACAUGAAAUUAAUAAGGUUGAAGGAGAUCCAAGUUUGCUAUA
Populus trichocarpa (black cottonwood) is the source of this 3089-nucleotide messenger RNA. Its product is annotated as origin of replication complex subunit 1A. The record is from RefSeq and is a predicted model, not a curated record. Gene Ontology annotation, cellular component: nuclear origin of replication recognition complex. The transcript is spliced from 16 exons. Gene Ontology annotation, biological process: mitotic DNA replication checkpoint signaling; DNA replication initiation. Gene Ontology annotation, molecular function: ATP binding; ATP hydrolysis activity; DNA replication origin binding. NCBI's taxonomy places the organism in Eukaryota, Viridiplantae, Streptophyta, Magnoliopsida, Malpighiales, Salicaceae. The coding region runs from base 227 to 2836 and encodes 869 amino acids.